ACGGUCUGUUAUUUUCGUACUCUUAUCACGCGCAACAGCACGCUUCAAAAACGGCAUGAAAGAACGCAUGCUUUGUUUGAAUGCGCGAGAAGAAGCUGUACUGGUGUGCGUGUGUUAAUGCAUUGGUAAACGGUUUCCAUAGCACCACUACACACUCACACUCGUCGGGCUGAUUUGUUUAUGUUUCUGUGUUGCUCGCUCCGGUUGGCAUUUGUUGUUUUGGUUUGGUACGGUUCGGAAGAUGUUCUACUGGGCGGUGGUGCUGGGCGUGAUUGCCACCCUGCUGGCCGCGCUGGACUGGAAGUAUAAGUCGUACGAACAUUUGCCCGGUCCUAGACGGUGGCCGUUCAUCGGUAACGUCGUGUCUUUCCUCGGUGCCGGACCCGUAGAAAUAUUUGAUCAACUUAUCGCAUUCGCCUCCACGUACGGGAAGGUGUACAAGCUGGACUUUUUCUACGACUACACCAUCAUUUAUUCGUCGCCGGAAGCAGCCGAGGCCAUUCUAACAUCGCCCGCAUUUACCGCCAAAUCGCAAGACUACGACAAGGUGUCGGAAUGGAUCGGGAACGGGUUGCUGAUAUCGCGCGACCAGAAAUGGUUCACCCACCGGAAGGUCAUCACGCCCGGGUUUCAUUUCAAGAUAUUGGAAAACUUUGUGCCCGUCUUCAACCGGCAGGCGGAAGCGUUCUGUGCCAAGCUGGAAACGCUGACCGGCCGGUCCGCCGACGCGGUGAACGUCUUUCCCGAGCUGAAGCUGCUGACGCUGGGCAUUAUCUGCGAGACGGCCAUGGGCGUUGGGAUGGACGGGGAGGGCCAAAGCACCCAGCAGGCGUACUACACGCAGAUCGUGGAAGAGCUAAGCUCCAUCCUGUACUGGCGGAUGUUCAAUGUGUUCGUUAACAUCGACGCAGUGUUCCGGCUGACCCGCACCAGCCGGCGUUUCGAUGAGCUGGUGAAAAAGUCGUGGCAAUUUACGCUCGGUAUGAUCGAGAGGAGGCGUAAGAUGAAUGAGCUCGAGGCGCCGGUCGAGGAGCGGAACGAGGAGGAAACGUUUGGCAAGCGGAAACGUGCACUGCUGGACACGCUGCUGGAGGCUCGCAUCGAUGGGAGGCCCUUGACGGAUGAGGAAAUUCGCGAAGAGGUGGACACGUUCACGUUUGCGGGACAUGAUACGACUGCCUCGGCCAUGACGUUCAUUCUGUACAACGUAGCAAAGCAUCCCGAGAUCCAGGAAAGGGUGUACCAAGAGAUUGUGAAUGAAAUUGGCGCAGACUUUUGUGAGCUUUCCCUGAGCGCGCUCAACAAUCUCCACUACAUGGAGCUGGUCAUCAAGGAGUCGCUACGGCUGUUCCCACCCGUUCCGGUGAUAGCACGCAUCGCCACGGAAGAUACGGAACUGUUGGCGGAGCGUAUCACACGCGGCACCAGUGUGGCGAUCGAUAUCUAUACCAUGCACCAUAGCGACGACUACUUUCCCGACGCGGAACGAUUCGAUCCGGACCGGUUCGAGGGGGCACGCGACGCGCAGACGUUCAACCCGUACACGUACAUUCCGUUCAGUGCCGGCAGCCGGAACUGCAUCGGCCAAAAGUUUGCCCAGUACGAGCUGAAAAGCACGCUGGUGAAGUUGUUGCAGCGGUUUCAGAUCCGGCUGGCAGAUGCAAGCUACGUGCCGAUACUGAAGGCGGAGAUCGUUCUAAAGCCGGCCGAAGGGUUGCCGUUGCGGUUUAUCAAAAGGCGAGUUUAGAAUGUGUUUGGUUGAUUGUUUUAUUGUUUUUUUGGGUGUAGUGUGUGUUAAAAUUAGUAGAAUGUUCCAUUUGAGGUGGUAUAAGUCUUGUGAGAGACAGGACUUCUAUAACUAGAAUUGUAGUGCAAUGGAGAUCGUUAAAAGGUGAUUUAAAGCUAACAAGAACCAGUGAUUUUCUGUAACUGUACUCAAACUUUGUAGACAAUCAUACGUCUAUUAAGAUUGUCAAUGAAACUAUCACAAUAACCUGCCACCGGUGAAUACGUUAAUAAAAGUUCGUUAAGUAGGGAA
Anopheles gambiae (African malaria mosquito) is the source of this 2038-nucleotide messenger RNA. RefSeq names its product cytochrome P450 4d2. The coding region runs from base 242 to 1747 and encodes 501 amino acids. The transcript is spliced from 5 exons. Gene Ontology annotation, molecular function: oxidoreductase activity, acting on paired donors, with incorporation or reduction of molecular oxygen; heme binding; monooxygenase activity. NCBI's taxonomy places the organism in Eukaryota, Metazoa, Arthropoda, Insecta, Diptera, Culicidae. The record is from RefSeq and is a predicted model, not a curated record.